Pantherophis guttatus is the source of this 4599-nucleotide messenger RNA. The record is from RefSeq and is a predicted model, not a curated record. NCBI's taxonomy places the organism in Eukaryota, Metazoa, Chordata, Lepidosauria, Squamata, Colubridae.
GCCGGCGGCUUUGCCCUUUUCCAAGAUGGUGGGCCGGCGGUUCCUCAGGGCCGUCAGGUGGUGAGGGCUGAAAGGCGACGGCGACGGUUCCUCCUCAGUCCCGAGAAGAUGGCCGAGAGCGAGCGACAGCCGGAAGCCUCGGAGGAGACCCAGCCUCCUCCUCCGUCCCAAACGUUCAUGAUCCCCAGGAAGGAAAUCAACAUGGUUCCUGACAUGGCAAAAUGGAAGCGGUCUCAGGCGUAUGCUGACUACAUGGGCUUCAUUCUCACCUUGAACGAAGGAAUCAAGGGAAAGAAGUUGACCUGCGAAUAUAAAGUCUCGGAGCCCAUCGAAAAGCUAGUCACGCUCCUCAACACGUUGGAUCGGUGGAUCGAUGAGACGCCCCCCAUGGAUCAGCCUUCUCGCUUCGGGAACAAAGCUUUCCGGACGUGGUACGCAAAAGUGGACCAGGGGGCAGAGUCCUUGGUGGCAACUGUCAUCCCCAAACAGCAAGCUGACGCCGUGCCCGAGGUGGCUGUGUACUUGAAAGAGUCCGUUGGCAAUUCGACUCGCAUCGACUAUGGCACAGGCCACGAAGCGGCCUUCGCUGCCUUCCUUUGCUGCCUCUGCAAAACCGGCGUCCUCCGGCUGGACGAUCAGCUGGCCAUCGUCUUCAAAGUGUUCAACAGGUACUUGGAAGUGAUGCGGAAACUCCAGAAAACCUAUCGGAUGGAGCCAGCUGGCAGUCAAGGAGUCUGGGGUCUGGACGACUUUCAGUUCCUCCCCUUCAUUUGGGGAAGCUCUCAAUUGAUUGAUCACCCCAACCUGGAACCCCGGCACUUUGUGGAUGAGAGGGUGGUGAACGAGCACCGUAAGGACUACAUGUUCCUCGAAUGCAUCCGGUUCAUCACAGAGAUGAAGACGGGCCCCUUCCCUGAGCACUCCAACCAGCUGUGGAACAUCAGCGCCGUCCCUUCGUGGUCCAAAGUCAAUCAGGGGCUCAUCCGGAUGUAUAAAGCCGAGUGCCUGGAGAAGUUCCCCGUCAUUCAGCACUUCAAAUUCGGCAGCCUGCUUCCUAUCCAGCCUGUCACACCUUAAGGAGCUCUGUUGGUGAUGGGACCGGGGGGGGGGGGGGGGGGCGGGGAGAGGGGGGGGGGGGGGGGGGGGCUCCCUUUCCUAGUCACCCCAAAACCCCGCCGGCCUUGAUGCUCCUUCCUUUCGGCAGGAGCCUGGCAGGGCACAACUGUCCAAGAAGACCCUGGCAUUGGCACAAAAAAAGAAAGAAAGAAAGAAAAAAGGCAAGAGGUGGACUUCACUCGGGCCACACAAUGGUCCCCCUCUUCUGCACCCCUUUUUUCAUUUGCCCCAGGAUGGUUGGUGUCCUUAAAAUGGUGGUGGUAGGUGGGGGGUUUUGCUUCUCUGAGCUGUGCUGUAUAUUUUGCUGGGGAAAUACACAUGCUUUAAACUUAGAGUCAAGCUGGACGUGCUGGCAUUCUUCCCAAUCCUUCCCCUUCUUUGCCUUGAUCCCUUUGGACAGGGGUCUCCAAACCUGGCCACUUUUAGACUUCUGGACUUCAGCUUCUAGAAUUCCCCAGCCAGCUUUGAUUUCGGACCCUUCCCAUUCAAGAAAUAGGGGGUGUUAUUCCCCUCCCCACCCCAGAGAGAAAGCUUCCAUACCUGUGUUUCACAACCUCAGCAGCUUUAAGAUUUCAACUCCCAGAAUUCCCCAGCCAGCAUGUGCGGCCUCCACUUGGGGAAACCACAUUUGAAGGGUGCAGACAGACGGGGGGCAAGUUCAAAGAAAAGCAGCAAAAAGCAUUUGUCUCUUGCUAGCCUACAUCAAGAAAAGAUUAUAGGUUUAGAGUCCCAGAUUCUGCUCAGCACCUGGUGAAAUUGACUUGACAGGAAGAUGAAAUUGACUAACUCUUGCUCUUUGUAAGAUCUGGAAAUUGACGGGGGCUCAAUUUCAAUUCGGCAGGGGUUCUAGAUCUUGAGCAAUCUGCUUUUCCUUGAAUUUUGCUUCUUCCAAGUCAUGAUUUGCAAAAAUGUAACCUACAUCUAAAUAGGAGAAUGAUGAUUAGAAGGGAAGAAAAUGGACAAAACGGGAAAUAACUAAAAUGGAAACAUCUAUGCUGGCUGGGGAAUUCUGGGAGUUGAAAUCCCCACACCUUAAAAUGGCUGAGAUUGAGACACACUGUUUCGCCAACUAAAACCACAGGAUCUGCGUUCACGGAUCCUGAUCAGAUCAGGGGAAGACGGUUGCAUUCACACAAAAGCAUAAAGCACGCGGGCUAGGGAAUUCUGGGAGUUGAAGUCCACGCAUCUUUAAAAAAAUCACCAAGAUUGAGAAACACUGUUCCGGACUACGGCAGCCACUUUAUUUUGAAAGCGUGGGGUGUUUCUGAGCCCCUUCCCCAGUUUCCCAGCCUUCUUGCAAGCUGGAUAUUUAGCGAGGAGGGGAGAUUCACUCGUGGACCCCCAAGGAAACAUGGCAUCCGGUCCUUAAAAGAGAGUUGGAUCAGAAGGGCCUGCUAGGCAAGCUUGACGUGCCUCCUCUCCAAUCCACCUGGAGAAACUCAAGAGUAACUUCGUGCAUUGAGGGAUUGGCUAUUUUUUUUUUUCCAUGUGGACCAGAGAGUUCUAGAUCUCCAAAAAAAAAUAAGAAAAGGAAGGACGACAUGCUACACCCCACCACCAAUUUUAAUAUUGUCCAUCUCUUUCGGCCAAGGAGCCAAAGGCUUUAAAUUACACUUUGAAAAUAUUUUGGUGAAAAACAGCCCCCCAAAAAGAAAAACCCCAAAACACCCUCUGUGAAAGUAUUUCCGAUUUGUUUAUUUAUUUUUCUUUCCAGUCAAGUCUUAAAAACAAAACAAAAAAAAAAAUUUUUUUUUUUGCUUUAAUUUAUAUGCCGCCCUUCUCCAGAGACUCGGGGCGGCUUACAAUGCGUUAAGCAAUAGCCUUCAUCCUUUUGUAUAUUUAUACAAAGUCAGCUUAUUGCCUGCACAAACUGGGUCCUCAUUUUACCCAACUUUGAAAGGAUGGAAGGCUGAGUCAACCUUGAGCCUGGGGAGAUUUGAACUUGCAGUAAUUGCAGGCAGCAGAUGUUAAUUACAAUGCUUUAGUCCACUGUACUACAGGUUGAAGUUUAUGGGGAAUACAUUACCUGUACCUACCCCCCCCCACCCUCCAAGUGAUUUGAAAGUAAGGGGGGGAUCCCCAAUUUCUGCAUUUCUAAUUCAACUGGUUCUGUAGUUUUUUGUUUUUUUUUCUGGCUCCUUGCAAAAACUUGUCAAUCCUGUUUCUCCAAAUUGGGGGGGGGGGGAUUCCAAGAAACUGCUUUGAUGGUUUAUUCCAUUUUAAAGGGAACCCCCCCCCUUUUUUUUUUUACAAAAAUGUCCAGUCUGAGGCUGAGUUGAGAGGGGCAGGUGGUUGUGGGUAACUUCAGAGGGCGAUUCCUAGUAAGUAGUGGAUUCCACCUGCUUGCUGAUCUCUUUGUGGGAUCCUCGGUACUCUCUAGAUAACGUCAUCAGUGUGAAGAGAGGGGGGUUUGCAGAGAGGAGAAGAGGAGGAGGAAGACAGUGACAACUGUGGGGCCCUUGGUGCUCUCUCCAAGUGGUGGUUUUCUUGCAGAAGUUUCAUUGCCCAACUAGGUUAUAUCAUCAGUGCUAGAAGCAAACCCCACUCCUUCACAGCAUUGAUGAUGUAACCUAGUUGGGUGAUGAGACGCAAGAAAAAAAAAAAACCCAGCUCACAGAGCACCGAGGACCCCUCAUAUUAACCCUGAGCUACAAAUAUUCUCCUCUUACCGGCUGAUCUCUUUUCCUAGCUUUCCUGUAGCCUACUCUAGAGCAAGAGGUUCAGCCCUCUUGCAACUAUACUUGGAAUGGCCACAAACCCCAAUGCCUUUUGAAACUGUGAUCAAAGCAAGCGGCAGCUUCCCCGGGCAAGCUUGCAAAUGGGGAGGAGGGGGGGAUGUGUGGGAUUUUUGCAAACCCUGCAUGUGUGUACUCAGCCUCCCGGGGAGGAGACAUCCCCUCCCCUCCCCUCUCCUCCCUCCCCCUCAAAACGUCCAUCUUUGCCUGUUUCUGCUAAACACCCAAGGAGUGACGUCCUCAGUGCCGGGGAGAGCUGCACCUUCAAUUAAAUAGGAUUGGCCUCUUUCUCUGUGUGACAUAGCUUUUAUUAAUUCCAGGUAUCAUUCAGGGCCCACCUGCGCGUUCCUUCGGCUGGGUGGUCAGAGCUUUUCGAACCACCUCUUCUUAGAUUUUAUAGUGCAAUAGCCUAGCGCUUAAGGGGUCUCCAAACCUGGCAACUUUUAAGACUUCAGCUCCCAGAAUUCCCCAGCCAGCAUUUUCCUUAGACAUAUCAGCCCACAUGCCGGAAUUCUGGGAGUGGAUGGAAGUCCACAAGUCUUAAAGUCACCAAGUUUGGAGAGUCCUGGACCAGACAGAAUUUGAUGGAAAUUCUGUUGGACGUCCUAUAGCCUAUCUGAUCUGUAGCUCUGCACACGUGCCCUUGUCCAGAACGGUCAAUCGGGCAUUCCUGGACCCAUAAGCCUUCCCCCUGACCCUGGUCUCCAGUACUCUUGGUCUGUGGUUGGAAUUAAACCUGUUGAAUUUC